Messenger RNA from Etheostoma cragini (Arkansas darter), 1957 nucleotides. RefSeq names its product chromosome 13 C5orf15 homolog (gene c13h5orf15). The coding region runs from base 91 to 1152 and encodes 353 amino acids. The record is from RefSeq and is a predicted model, not a curated record. The transcript is spliced from 3 exons. NCBI's taxonomy places the organism in Eukaryota, Metazoa, Chordata, Actinopteri, Perciformes, Percidae.
UUGACUGCAUGACCCCCCCUGAACACAUGUUCACUCUCUCACAUAUGUGGCCAUGCGAAACCACGCCUCUUCAGUUACUCAAGUAUCAACAUGGCGACGUGCAGAAAGAUGGGACGAAGCGGAAGAAAUAUGUGUGCUCUUUCCCUGGUUAUUUCCCUCCAACUGUUAGCCAGCGGCUGCCUGUCAGCUCCAGUAAAUAACGAUACUGAAGCCAGAAGCCAAAAGAAACUGAGUGAAAACGCAUCUCAGAAUCUUAAUUUGACAAUUGUGAACGAGAAGCCAGGUGGUGCAGAUCCUCCGCCUUCUCAACAGGUUUUAACGACUUUAACCGAUUCCAAGGAUCCUGCAACACCUGCUGGGAAUAUCUCUGCAUUAGCAGAGGGAGAUGCUCCUGAAGAGAACCACACAAUAGCCAUUACACCAAAAAUGUCUAACAUGCAUAAGAAAACAAAUCCAGUCACCAUCAUUGGUAGCUCUGAUAAUACACAGCUGGAAAGAAAUGUUAGCAAUGAGAACAGAACAUAUGUGGCUGGAGAGAAACCAGACAAAACGGAUACAACAGGUGGACCCGCUAAUUCUGAAACCACCCCAGCUUCUAGUCCAGAAGUUCCCAGCACCUCUGCCCUAGACCCUGAACCUGUCACGGAAGAGGUAGAAACACCAGCCGUCAACUCCAAACCCGCCAACACCCUGAACCCGUUCACACUGCAGGCCACUGAUGCAGACCUGCUGCAGCGCACUGACAAAUCACCAGCACCUCAGAAGGAUAAGGAGGAUUACCUAGAUGAAGGCAACGAAGACGACGAUGACACUCUCUACAGGGACAGCGAAGAAAAUGAAAAUGAUGUCAAAGACCAGAGUGUGACCAGGCUGCAGCCAGACGGGAUGGAGGUGACCCGGUACAAGGGAGCAGACAGCUACAACACAGAGGAUGAGGACUCCCACUUCUUCUUUCAUCUGGUCAUUCUGGCUUUCCUGGUGGCAAUCGUUUACAUCACCUAUCACAACAAGAGGAAGAUCUUCCUCCUGGCCCAGAGUCGGCGCUGGAAGGACGGUCUGUGUUCCCGCAACACCGGGGAGUAUCACCGCCUGGACCAAAACGUCAACGAGGCCAUGCCCUCCCUCAAGAUGACCCGCGACUACAUUUUCUGAUCCACGUUCAGAAGAACAAUAUGUCCAGUCCUGCACAGAGCCAGUUGGCCUUCCUGGCUGGUCAGUCACAUUGUUUAGAUGCUGUGCUUUGUCAUGGAGCCUGAUUAAUGCUUUCUCUUGCUUUACAGGCCAACUGGAGAACUGUCUUUGGGAUUGAAUUUUGUUUAUUCAGGACUUUUCUGUUGUCUGCAUAGAGAGAUUUGUUAUGUUAUUCUUAUUUGUUGUAUUAGUUUAAUGUUAUUUGUCUUGUUUUCCCACAAUUAAUGACUUAAUAGGAUUUAAUAUUUUGAUUUAUUAGAAUUUUACAUUUGUCUUUUUCGGGAGUGUUUUAGCCUUAUGGUCCCUCCACACCAGUUUCCCCUCUUGCAUACUGUCUUAAUGUUAAAUACUCACUUUAAGGAUAGGAAGAAUUUAGGUAAUUGUAUAAUGAUUAAUUAUAACAGUUGAUUAUUUACCCCAAGAUUAUUAAUAGAUUUCUCUCAACAGUUAGCCAAUAUGUAAAUUGACACACAAAGCAUUUGCUGUGCUUGUUGUGUCACGCAUACUUUUGCAUUGUAAAGGUGUAUGUAUGCAAACAAAGCCUCAAUCUAGGAGAAGCUGUUAUUUAAAUGCAGUCAUUCAAAAAAGAAACUGGCCACCGCUCAUGUUGAAAUGCUGUACACUAUUUAAAAAAAAAAAAGACACAUUAAGAAAAUUGAUCACAAUUUACAAAGUCAUAAUAUUCCUUAGUAUUUGAUAAAAAUGAAUUUGAUGUAAUUUUUGUUAUCUAACAAAGAUAUCACAUUUCAUUGAAAUUUAAAACCAA